AUGCAUCAAGGACCAGCUGAUAUUUUACUCACACCUCCCGACACCAACAAAUAUGAUGCAUUAAAGACUCGACUUAUAGCCGAAUUUUCCGCUUCGGAAAAUGAACAGAUCCGUCGACUGCUUUCUGAACUACAUUUAGGCGCCGAUAAACCAUCGCAGUUACUCCGAAAGAUGCGCGAACUCGGUGGUUGCACAGGCAUAAAAGACGAUUUCCUCAAAACUUUAUGGCUGCAAAGACUGCCAUCAGAAAUACAGGCAAUCUUAUCAAUAAGUUCUGAACCCCUCGACAAUUUGGCCAACAUGGCCGACAAAAUUGCCGAGGUCCGUAUUUCCUCAGCAGAUAGCAGCGCCUUUGCCCGCAGUUUUUCGCGUGGGCGUUCCGGUGAUCGUGGGAGAAAAUUCUGUUACUAUCAUGCGCGUUUCGGAGAAAAGGCACUGAAGUGCGUAUCGCCGUGUUCGUACUCAACUAACGCGGAUCCGGAAAACUCGCAAUAG
Messenger RNA from Argiope bruennichi, 495 nucleotides. RefSeq lists its product as uncharacterized. The coding region runs from base 1 to 495 and encodes 164 amino acids. The record is from RefSeq and is a predicted model, not a curated record. The transcript has 3 exons. NCBI's taxonomy places the organism in Eukaryota, Metazoa, Arthropoda, Arachnida, Araneae, Araneidae.